GAAAAAGAAACCCUAAAUAUUGUGGACAGAGAAGGACGAGCGUGCGAAGGAUUUGCGGGGUCUAAGACAAGAAAUGUUGGCAAGGAGGAUAUCCAAAUUAGCUGGUUUCGGAAUUCAUAUCAGUCGAUGUCAGAUUCCAAGAGGGAUUCGUUUGUUGACGACGUCAUCUUUACCAUCAUACCCAUAUCUGUUACUUCACAUGGAUGAUGUUGUCGGAGGAGAAUCUCCUGGCGACGGCAGUGUAGAGAGAGUCGUGAAUUUCAAUUACUACGAUUUGGUGAAGAAGAGACGAGUGAGCAUGGAAGAGCAGAGGAUCCCCGAAAGCAUCUACCUUUCUCGAAACAUAGGAUCUUCACGUGGCUGGAUGAUUCUAAUGAACAACGAAGAUCUAACCGUACAUGUUACCAACAUGUUGAAUCCCUCAGUUCCCAAAUCCGCUCGCAAGGUCAUCUCUCUGCCUCCCCUUGUUCCUUUGCCUUAUUCUCUCGACCCGUCGGAGUCCACACCUUUGACUGAGCUUGUUCGUAACGUAUCUCUCUCAUCUUCCCCUGACCAAGAAGACUGCAUUGUUGCCAUUAAGUUUUGGGGAAGCUGCAUCUCCUUUUGUAGACGCAGUCGCAGUGAUGAUGACUCGUCAUGGUCAUGGUCGCACAUUAACUCUCUUCCCCGGCAUUUCGAGGCUUCCUCCCUCAUUUACUCCAACACAGCUUCGAUAUUCUACAUCACGCCGUUGACUGCUCGUACGUCAGAUAACUCCCGAAACUUUGAACAAUACGAACAUAAGGACAAACACGGAUUCCCUCUUGUUGCUUAUUUCAUGCAACUCGGACCUUUUGAGCCACCGGGGAAGUUGUCGGAUUCCGAGCUUAAGUUGCUGCUAGGGUGCUCCGGCGGCGACAGCAGAUUCUUGGUGGAGACACCCUCUGGCGACAUUUUUACCAUCAUGCGGUACAUGCAAACGGUGAAGAAACACAUCUUAUUCUGCCAAAAGGAAUCUGAUGUUUAUGAGCUAGAGACCAAGCGGUUUGAGCUGUACAAGCACGACAUUAACAAAGGAGCCGAAUCUUACAUUCGAAGAGGAGGAAUUCGCUUGUUGACGACGUCAUCUUCUUUAUCACCAGCUCCAUAUAUGCUACUCUCAAUGGAUGGUAUCAGAAGAUUAAGCAAGAGAUACAAAAUAGCGAAUUUCAACUACUACGACCCAAUAAAUCAGAAACGAGUGACGAUGGCAGAGCAGAGGAUCCCUGAAAGCAUCUACCUUUCAAGAAACAUUGGAUCUUCUCGUGGUUGGAUGAUCAGAAUGAACGAAGAAGAUCUAACCGUACAUCUCACCAACAUGUUCAAUCCCUCAGCUCCCAAAUCCACUCACAGAGUCAUAUCCCUCCCUGUCCUUCUAACUCCUUAUUACCAUGCUCCUGACCUUUCAAAGUCCAUGGCGACUUCUCAGGUUCGCAACGUCUCUCUCUCCUCUUUCCCUGAUAACCCUGACCAAGAAUGUAUCCUAGCCGUCAAAUUUUGGGGAAGCUUUGUCUCCUACUGUACAAUCCGUGACGGUCAAUGGCGCCACGAGCUGUCUCUAUCCCGCCGAGCCAGCAAAUCAUUCGUUUUCUACUCCAAUAGCGAUGCCACCUUUUAUCUCACGCCUCCCAUUGAUACAUUCUUCCGCAAGGACGGUAGGAAUAUGCCCGAACCUUGCUUCACUUGCCUGACUUAUUACCGUCAAUUCGGACCCUUAAAGCAUCCAAAGAUGGGAGAGUAUGAGUUCGAGCUUCUGAGAAGGUGCAUGUUGGUGUCGGAUCCCGCAAUUCGGAUCCGGCCCAGAAAGACAGAAGAUCGUGGGCCACUAGUUCGGUCCAGAACGGCCCAGUAGGCUCCGGCCCAGGUCGAAUAAAACGUCAGGAUCUCG
Messenger RNA from Arabidopsis arenosa, 1906 nucleotides. Lineage: Eukaryota; Viridiplantae; Streptophyta; Magnoliopsida; Brassicales; Brassicaceae. The record is from the annotation of a GenBank genome assembly.